Messenger RNA from Coffea arabica (coffee), 2250 nucleotides. Lineage: Eukaryota; Viridiplantae; Streptophyta; Magnoliopsida; Gentianales; Rubiaceae. The record is from RefSeq and is a predicted model, not a curated record.
AGUUUGUUCUCUGACUGGAUCACCGGUGAGCUUCAAUGUUCUUGAAUUCACUUCAUAACUCUUCAUCUUCCCUCCUCUGUGGCUGCUGCUUUUCGUUUAUGCAGCUGCUGGCUGUCUUCAUCUUGGUUUUUCCAUGCUAUGGUACUAGAACUACCCAAGCUUCAUGCAAUCAACUUGAUCGGGACUCAUUGUUAUCCAUCUACAAUGGAGUCUCUACUUCAUCUCCUUUAAAUUGGAGUGUUUCAAUUGACUGCUGUUCUUGGGAAGGUGUUAGUUGUGCUUAUAAUGGUCGGGUGUCCCGCCUAUGGCUGACUUCACGAGGCCUUGAAGGAAAAAUCUCUAUUUCAAUCACAAACCUCAGCCAUCUUAGACAACUCAGUUUGGCGCACAAUCAGCUCAGUGGCCAUCUGCCAGAAAGGCUUUUUUUGUCACUAAAUAGACUGGAAAUGAUCGAUUUAAGCUACAAUAGUCUCUCUGGACAAUUACUGGCAUCUGGUGAUCAUUUGCCAACAUCCAUCAAAACAGUGGAUCUUUCCAGUAACAACUUUGAAGGGAUUGUUCAUUCUCUGUUCCUACAGGCAGCGAGGAACUUGAUUAGUUUCAAUGUCAGUGAUAACAGCUUUUAUGGCCAACUACCUUCCGUUAUCUGCAACUUCUCCGCUUCAAUCAUACUUCUUGAUUUUUCUUUAAAUCAUUUCAACGGUUCGAUUCCCUUUGGCUUUGGAACCUGCUCCAACUUGAGGGUAUUGCGUGCAGGUUUCAAUUCAAUUAUGGGAUCUCUUCCUGGUAAUUUUUUUGAUCUAUCAACUUUGCAAGAAAUAUCCUUUCCAGGCAAUAAAAUUUCAGGCCCAUUGAGUAAUGGCAUUGUGAAUCUUACCAGCCUAAAAGUUCUUGAACUUUAUGCCAAUGAAUUGACUGGCCCAAUCCCUCAUGAGGUAGGGAAACUUUCCAACUUGGAGUAUCUGCUUCUUCACAUGAACUACCUGAAUGGCACUCUUCCCUUGUCGCUGAUGAAUUGCACACGACUCACAAAGCUGAAUUUAGGGGUCAACUCUCUUUCCGGUGCAAUCAGAAUUCUUAGUGGCUGCAAAAAUCUCGGCGUAUUGCUACUCUCAACGAACUUCCAUCAUGAAAGCUUGUCAAAUGAAGGAAACUUAGUUGGUUCUGAUGGAUUCCCAAAUCUUAUGGUUCUGGCAUUAGGACGGUGCCAAUUAAAUGGGACAAUCCCUAUUUGGCUGGCUAAACUUGGGAAAUUGGAAGUUCUUGAUCUCUCAGAAAAUGCAUUCACUAGUUCAAUUCCUAAUUGGUUAGGAGUUUUGCCAAAUCUGUUUUAUUUGGAUUUAUCUAACAACUUACUUUCAGGUCAAUUAUCAGCUCAAGUCCUAGGAUUGCCACGACUAGUACGUAAGCAGAUGGCAGAUGAAGUACACUAUUCCUACAUUGAGUUGUCGCUUUUUGUAAAACCCUAUAACCUCUCGUCCCUGCAAUACAAUAAGCUAUCUAGCUUGCCACCAGCUAUAUAUCUUAAUGGAAACCACCUCUCUGGGAAUAUUCCCGUGGAAAUUGGCCAAUUAAAGUUCAUUCAUAACCUAGACCUCAGUGAUAACCAACUCUCAGGAAUCAUUCCUGACUCAAUAUCAUAUCUGACUAACUUAGAGAGGCUGAACCUUUCUGAAAACCAAUUUUCUGGUGAAAUACCUUCUUCACUCAAGAAUCUUCACUUUUUAUCGUCCUUCAGUGUGGCAAACAACAAUCUACAGGGCCCAAUACCCACUGGAGGUCAGUUUGAUACUUUCUCAGACGCAAGUUUUCUCGGCAAUCCAGGCUUAUGUGGUCAACCUCUUGGGCGCCCUUGCACUGAUCUACGAAAGACCACAGCUGCACUCUCUCCAGCAGAUAAGGAGAGUCUAGAAACUAAAGUCAUAUUUUGGCUCACAUUUGGGAUAGGUUUUGGCAUCAGUUUCAGUGUCAGUUUUGUAACAGUUGGUUUAAGUUCAAGAAUGUUUCCCCCAGGAUCCUGUUGUAGGAGAAUAUUCUAUCAACUCUAGCUUCCAAGUUCCAACCAAGUGAAUAAUGUAGGCUAUCUCGGAUGCGAUGUCAAUAAGUUUAAGGAGCACAUUAUCUUGAUUCCCGAAAGCUCCAUGGAAAUCAGCUUGGCUUGCAUGGAAAUGGGGCUUUUCAUUUUUGUGAUUGCUGUCUGUAUUACUGCUAUUGCGCUAUUUCAACAAAAUUUGGUAGUCAGUCUUCUUC